This is a messenger RNA of Scatophagus argus, 3826 nucleotides long. Its product is annotated as metalloreductase STEAP3-like. Gene Ontology annotation, cellular component: endosome; plasma membrane. NCBI's taxonomy places the organism in Eukaryota, Metazoa, Chordata, Actinopteri, Scatophagidae. The transcript is spliced from 12 exons. The coding region runs from base 934 to 2406 and encodes 490 amino acids. Gene Ontology annotation, biological process: copper ion import. The record is from RefSeq and is a predicted model, not a curated record. Gene Ontology annotation, molecular function: cupric reductase (NADH) activity; ferric-chelate reductase (NADPH) activity.
UUUAAAAAGAAAAAGAAAGAUGGAGGUGUGUCACUUUCACGCCACUGCGAAACUGUGAAUGAACGUGUCUGGGGGAAGAAAGCGUUUGGGAAUAUCAAGCCGGGCAUCCUCAGGACUUUCAACAAACAAUGAAAAGUUAUGUUUUUUAACUUAAAAAGCGAGUUUGGUUGGCUAACAGUAUCAACUGCAGCGUCGCUAAUGUAAGCUAGCAGUGAUGGAGAAAGGAGAAAGGAGACUUGUGUUGACCAGCAAACUAAAGGACCCUUACAGUAGCAAGUGCACGGGACAUUACAGGACAAGGAAACUUCGUCUGGCGUUUAAUGAAAGAAAGAAGAAGGCGUCAAAAACGUUUCCUGGUCAGGAGCAGUACUGCGCUGUCUGUAAGAACAGCUGUAUGAUGCCUGCUGUGUUUCUGGAGGGAGCUGAGAGAACAAUGAUGAGAGAGGUAGCUUUUCUCCUGGAAACACACAUGUGAAAUGCUGGCUGCUUUCCUUUCUCCUGCUGUAAACCCCACCCACCUGGCACUCCAAGCUGAGUCACUGUGCUGCUGGUCUUCAGUACACCUGGCUAAAGAUGCAAUGAGCAGUAAUCCACCUGGACUGAACACCGAACCAAACACCUGCCACAGUAAGAGGAGGUCCAGGCUCUCUGCAGUAAUAAUACAUGAAGGGCUCCUCUCCCUCAUCCAUUAAUCAAGAGGGAGGCUGAGUCCCAAGGCCAGCUUAUCGGAUACAUCAGAUCAACAGCAGCAGCAGCAGAUGGAGUAAAGGAGAGCUGGGGUUUCAAAGGCGGGGGCGUGGCCAGGGCGGGGCUUUGGCUUUGACGUAAUCUUAUCAGGAAGCAAAGCUCACACGACGUUUGAAGGAGAGCGGAGAAACGAGGUGAAUACGCAACUAUAAACAAUUCAUAAAUUUAGCUAUUUGUUGGCACAUUAUGCCUGAUGACAUGUCGAGGCCGUUGAUCCGAGACCGACAAGGAAGAGUCCCCAGACGUCUUGAGGCCUCCGUGUCUGACCCUGGCGUUCCAGUCGUUGGCAUUCUGGGAACAGGCGACUUCUCCCGCUCGCUGGCAAUAAGGCUGCUGGCCUCUGGCUACCAAGUGGUGGUGGGGAGUCGAACCCCCAAACGCUUUGCAGCUCUGUUCCCCGAAGAGGCCGAGGUGACAUCCCAGAUAGAGGCAGCCAAUCAGGCGGACCUGGUUUUUGUCGCUGUGUUCCCUGAGCACCACUCCACACUGCUGGAACUGAAGCCUGCACUAGCUGGAAAGACACUGGUGGAUGUUAGCAAUGGUUUGAAAAUCAACCCGGAGGGGCCUUCUAAUGCGGAACGACUGGCCGACCUGUUUCCAGAGAGUUCUGUAGUCAAAGCGUUUAACACCGUAUCUGCCUGGAUGCUGCAGACGGGACCUCGGGAUGGAAGCAGGCAGGUUUUCCUGUGCGGUGACGGUAGCAAGGCCAAGAGCUUGGUGAUGCAGCUCUGUCGUAGAAUGGGCUUUGUACCCGUCGAUAUGGGCCCCCUCUCCUCCUCUCUGGAGAUCGAAAACCUCCCCCUCAGGCUUUUUCCCUCCUGGCGCAUCCCAGUCCUGUGUACCCUGUUGCUGUUCAUCUUCUUCUACCUGUACAACUUCAUCCGCGAUGUCCUGCAUCCCUACUUGACAACGAGGAAGAGCGCUUUCUACAAAAUACCCAUUGAGACUGUUAAUGUCACUCUUCCCUCCGUGGCCUUGGUGAUGUUAUCGCUGGUCUACCUGCCUGGUUUGUGCGCCGCUUUCCUCCAGCUGUGGUCGGGCACCAAGUACAACCGCUUCCCUAACUGGCUGGACCGGUGGCUCAUCAGGAGGAAGCAGUUUGGGCUGUGUAGCUUCCUGUGUGCGGUUCUACAUGCAAUCUACAGUCUGUGUCUUCCCUUGAGGAAAUCUUUUCGCUACAAACUGAUCAAUUUUGCUUACAAACAGGUGAAGACAGGGGUGGAGGACUCGUGGGUGGAUGAGGAGGUGUGGAGGAUGGAGCUGUACCUCUCAGUGGGCAUCAUGGCUCUCGGGCUGCUCUCUCUGCUGGCCGUCACCUCGCUGCCCUCAGUGGCCAACACUGUCAACUGGAGGGAGUUCAGCUUCAUACAGUCCACACUAGGUUACUGCGCCUUGUCCAUGGCCACCCUCCACACGCUCCUCUACGGCUGGGGCCGUGCCUUUGAUCCAGCCCAGUACCAUUUCUUCCUGCCUCCCACCUUCACACUGGUCCUGAUCCUUCCCCUCGCGGUCCUGUCGGGCCGCCUGGCUCUCUUCGUGCCCUGCGUGGCCAGACGUCUCAGACAGAUCCGCCGUGGCUGGGAGAAGAGCCGACACAUCCGCUUCACCCUGCCGGACAACGGCUGCCACAACGGGCCGGAAGAUGUCAGUCACGUAUGAGAAACCCACCGUCUCACGUGUUUGUGAAGAUCCCCGUGGUUCAUCUCUAAGCCUGUUCAUCUAGCCGGUAGUUCCUUAGAGGUGUUGACCAGUGGUAGGUCAUCAGUUAAACUACGCACUGUCAGUCAUGAGUUCAUUUAGUUGGUCUUUUUGCUUUCUACUUAAAUAUAUUGUAUAUAUUAUAUUAUACAAUAUAUAUUAUUAUAUUGUUUCUCUGUUUGAAGCUUCAACCCAGAAUUUCUGGUUUAAUUUAUGCAAAAUAGGCACCGUUACACAAGUUGACCUGCUGAACGCUAUAACUGAAGCAGUAUAGCUAAACUUUGUAUCUGUUAAAAUAGAUUACUUCUCUCUGAUCAGUCACUGGAAGUAGACUUGGCAUCUUAUUGGCUCGUGCAUUCCUUUUUUCUGCUUGCACUUCAGGACCGCUGCACAGUGCAUCGUCCGUCAGACUGCAGCAAAGCCUGUGAUCAUGUUUUGUCCGCAUGUGAAAGUUAAAGCGGACAUAGUUUCAGAGUAUACCUGUUACAUGGUUUUAAAAGUAAUGUGGUGGCAGUGUUUUAUUUUGUUUUGACAUUGUAUUUCACAAUACUUUAUUCACCUUCAUUCAGUCUGUUAGGGACUGUAUGACAAUAAUUUAUGCCAUGUGGGUUUUUUUUUGACGCAGCUGCUUUGAGCUUAUUAUUUAGAUAAUACAUCUCAUACAUGAAGGCUGACUUAAAAUUUUAAAAGAACCUCAUCAAAACCUCAACAAAGAUAAAAAUUUCUGCUCCUUCCUGCUGGUAAAACUGUUACAGUCCUUUACACAGAAGUCCUUUGUAAGCUCUUACAUGCCACAGGCUCCUGCUGCAUUAGCGGCCGUACUUGACUACUAUGUGUUGGUCUGUUUGUGUAAGACAGAUUUUAAGAAAACUACCAGUGGCGUUUUUUUUUUGUACAUUUCUUUUGUAUUAAACUGAUGUGAGAAGUGUCAGUCAGUAUAGAUUUGAUUUAAAAAAACAAAUAUCAGCAGCCUUUAACAAAACUUUGUGUUGCUAACACAGCACAGCAAUUUUUUUUUGUUGUGAGUUUCUAUUUUUUGUUUCAUGUGUUUUUGCCAACGAUUAUUCUGUUAUGCGAUAGUUGUUUUCUGAAUGUAAAUUAAAAUGUCCCAGUACUUAAAGACUCUGAGCACAAUAUUUUGAUUUCAGAUUGAGUUUUGAAUGAAAGGCUGAAAUAAAACACAACUGUCCUCAUAUGAAGAUUAGACUAAGGUCCUUCAUUACGAAUAAAAUCUACUCUCAGUUUAACCCAAAGUGUGCGACUGCAACGAUCCUGUCAGAUCAUGUGUGAAUGCUGCCAUCUUGUGGAGGAAGAUCAUUUCUUUCCUUCUUCCCCCACCAAGUUUCUCAUGGUAUGAAAAUAUACUUUGGAAGAUACCAGA